Molecule: messenger RNA, 1140 nt
Organism: Galendromus occidentalis (western predatory mite)
Lineage: Eukaryota; Metazoa; Arthropoda; Arachnida; Mesostigmata; Phytoseiidae
Product: telomere length and silencing protein 1 homolog
Exons: 1
Coding region: 148-981 (277 amino acids)
Biological process (GO): mRNA splicing, via spliceosome
Cellular component (GO): spliceosomal complex
Source: RefSeq, a predicted model, not a curated record
UUCUUCGGCGGUCUGUGUGGCGGUGUCUCGAUCAGCUUGUCGAACGAAAGAGCGUUCUUUAGCUAGAAAAAUCCUUCGCUCCGGGAUUCUCGGCACCCAACAGCCGCUGGUAGUUCAAGCUCGAGUUUGUGAUCCUUUAUAUUGGCAAUGGCGAGCGACGACACAGCGUCCUCUUCAAAAGCGGGAGUAGCGGACACCGUCGACGAAGUACCGCAAAUCGUUUUCAAAAAAAGUAAGCGGAAGAAGUGCCUCAGGACCACGCCGCUCAUCGACGACGAGGACGAUCACGUAGACAGGAGCGUACUCGAAGACACGAAAGAAUUGCAGAAGUUACGCAAGCGCCCCCACGGUGUUUCUGUCGAGGCGCUGAUCCUCGGCAAACCGGUCGCGGACACUGAAGAGAAAGUUUCGGAUCCCUUUAAAAUAGAUUCGGGUGGGGGCUUGACCGAUAUGAAAGCGUCGUCGACGGAAACGAUUGUGAUCGGGAAUCAAUUCGCGUCAGAGACCAAUGAGCGCGACGAAGAUGCGGACAUGAUGAAGUACAUUGAGGCUGAGCUGAAGAAACGCCAAGGGACACAACAGCAGACAGAAGCUGAAGCGAAGCCGCUGUCUCUUAAAAGUGAAGAUCUUCUCAUGCAGAUACUUCCCAACCAUCUCGAGCGUUCGCAAGGGCAGAAAAACGAAGAAAUGUUAUCCAACCAGAUGUUGGCCGGCAUUCCCGAAGUUGACCUCGGUAUGGAAGAACGAAUUCGCAAUAUCGAAGCAACGGAAGAGGCCAAGAUGAAAAUGCUCCACGAAAGAAUGUCGGGCAAGCGUAAGGAAACGUCUCUAGUGCCAACGAAUAUUUCCGUGAACUUCGAAUCUCAGCAAAAGAAACCGAAAAAAGAACAAGUCCGUCGAGAGCGCGAGCCGGGCGGCCCGAUGCGGGCAUCAGACGACGCUCAUCUCGAAAAAUUCCGGAAGCACUUCAACCGACGAUGAACACUUCGCCGAUUCUUCCCGUUUCGUGUAUCAAGGACCAGUGGAGUUAUUGUACAUUAUUCUCAUAUUGACCGUGAUCGACUCGUAGAGAUCUGCGUUGCCCAAAUGUAUAUAUGCUGUAUAAAAAAAUAAUAUAAAUAUGGAGAAGUUAAUUUGAUU